Molecule: messenger RNA, 2778 nt
Organism: Manihot esculenta (cassava)
Lineage: Eukaryota; Viridiplantae; Streptophyta; Magnoliopsida; Malpighiales; Euphorbiaceae
Product: pentatricopeptide repeat-containing protein At5g02860
Exons: 1
Coding region: 98-2572 (824 amino acids)
Molecular function (GO): protein binding
Source: RefSeq, a predicted model, not a curated record
UCUUCUCACUGCCAGAAUAUUUUCCUCAAGUAAAAAAGCCAAACUCACUGAAAAUCUUCAAUCUUCAAUCUUCGUUCUCUUGCUGGCCCUGAUCUCCAUGGCGGAGAAGGUGGCUCUAUCGCUUCUGCUCUCAAACCCACCACCCACAAAACCCCAAUUUCCAAGCCAAACCCACUCCCAUCAUCAACCUGUAAUACCAACUUCUUCACCCCCACCUAUAGCUCCUCUUCUUCAGAACCUGCUCCUUAGCAACCAACACUCAGAUUUUCUUAAACCCAUUAAUCCAAAGAACCCCUCUAAUCUAUCUCCCAGACCUCGAACCCGCAUCGGCAAGGCCCGUGACCCCAACCGUGGCAAGCCCUGGUCUCACCACCGUCUUUCUCCUCUAGGUCAGCAAGUUCUUAAUUCUUUAACUGACCCUUCUUUUGAAAGCACCGAGUUGGAUAAAAUUUUGAGUCACUUAUUUGAGUACUAUCAGGAUGAAUCAAGCUCUAUUAGUGGUAACAUGGAUAGUUUGUCUAUGGAUGUUUUAGGUGUAAUUAAGGGUUUAGGGUUUUACAAGAAAUGUGAUUUGGCAGUGAGUGUGUUUGAGUGGGUUCGGAGUAGAAAGGAGUGUGAAUUGGUUUUGAAUUGUUCUGUUGUAGCUGUGAUUGUUAGUAUGCUCGGCAAACAGGGUAAAGUUUCAGCUGCAGCUUCUUUGUUUAAUAAUCUUCGUAAAGAUGGGCUUGAUCUUGACGUUUAUGCUUAUACUUCGUUGAUAACUGCUUAUGCUAGUAAUGGAAGGUACAGGGAUGCUGUUUUGGUGUUUAGGAAGAUGGAGGAAGAAGGGUGUAAACCAACUUUGAUAACUUAUAAUGUAAUUUUGAAUGUUUAUGGAAAAAUGGGUAUGCCUUGGAGUAAGAUUUCUGGUCUUGUUGAGGGAAUGAAGAGUGCUGGGGUUGCUUUAGAUGACUAUACAUAUAACACGCUCAUAAGCUGUUGCCGUCGAGGGUCUUUGUAUGAAGAAGCUGUUCAGGUUUUUGAGGAGAUGAAAUUGGCAGGUUUUUCACCUGAUAAGGUCACCUAUAAUUCUUUAUUGGAUGUUUAUGGGAAGUCUAGGCGGCCUAAGGAGGCUAUGGAGGUAUUAAAGGAAAUGGAAACUAAUGGAUUUUCUCCUAGUAUUGUGACUUACAAUUCACUGAUAUCAGCUUAUUCCAGAGAUGGUCUACUGAGGGAAGCAAUGGAGCUUAAAACCCAAAUGGUGGAAAAAGGGAUUAAGCCUGAUGUUUUUACAUAUACUACGCUCCUAUCAGGAUUUGAGAAGUCUGGGAAGGAUGAAUAUGCAAUGAGGGUUUUUGAGCAAAUGAGAGCUGCUGGUUGUAAGCCAAAUAUAUGUACUUUCAAUGCCUUAAUCAAGAUGCACGGUAACAGGGGGAAGUUUGCUGAAAUGAUGAAGGUUUUUGAGGAGAUUAAAACGUGCAAUUGUGUGCCAGAUAUUGUUACAUGGAAUACUCUUUUGGCAGUUUUUGGACAAAAUGGGAUGGACUCAGAAGUGUCUGGAGUGUUCAAAGAGAUGAAGAGGGCUGGGUUUGUGCCUGAGAGGGACACAUUCAAUACAUUAAUAAGUGCAUACAGCCGAUGUGGCUCUUUUGAACAAGCCAUGGCUGUAUAUAAAAGAAUGCUGGAAGCUGGGGUUGGUCCUGAUCUUUCUUCCUAUAAUGCUGUUUUAGCUGCAUUGGCUCGAGGAGGACUUUGGGAACAGUCGGAGAAAAUAUUUACCGAAAUGAAGGAUGUUAGUUGCAAGCCUAAUGAGCUCACCUACUGUUCUCUGCUUCAUGCUUAUGCCAAUGGCAAGGAAAUUGAACGAAUGCGAGCUCUUGCUGAAGAGAUAUACUCUGGUGUAACUGAACCUGUUGCUGUUCUGUUGAAGACACUUGUUUUAGUUAAUAGUAAAUGUGACCUCCUAAUGGAAGCUGAACAUGCGUUCAUGGAAUUGAGGAAAAAAGGCUCACCUGAUUUGAGUACUCUUAAUGCCAUGAUUGCAAUAUAUGGCAGAAGGCAGAUGGUUGCCAAAGCCAAUGAGAUUUUGAACUUAAUGGAUGAGAGUGGAUUCAGUCCAAGCUUGGCAACUUACAAUAGUUUGAUGUAUAUGUACAGCCGCUCAGAAAAUUUUCAGAGAUCAGAAGAAAUUUUAAAAGACAUUCUUGCUAAAGGAUUAAAGCCUGACAUAAUAUCAUAUAAUACCGUUAUUUUUGCAUAUUGUCGAAAUGGUAGGAUGAAAGAGGCUUCACGGAUAUUUUCAGAAAUCAAGGAUUCUGGGCUUGUUCCAGAUGUUAUUACAUAUAAUACAUUUGUCGCAAGUUAUGCAGCUGAUUCAAUGUUUGAGGAGGCCAUUGAUGUCGUUAAAUACAUGAUCAAGAAUGGCUGUAAGCGAAACCAGAAUACAUACAACUCAAUUGUAGAUGGGUACUGUAAACAUAAUCGUCGGGCUGAUGCAAGCACAUUUGUUAGCAGCCUUCGUGAGCUUGAUCCUCAUGUUUCCAAGGAGGAAGAAUGCAGGUUAACUGAACGUAUAAUGAAGAAAUGGUCAUAGAUGAUUUUGUCUUGAAAUAGAAGGCAGCUUGGUUGGCUUGCUUUUUCCCCUCUUAACACAUGUAUAACCUUUUCCCUUUUUUGUGCCUAUAAUAUAUUUUUAACUUGUGGUUUUAUUUUUUGGGCAACAUUUGUUUCUAUAAUGUAAAUGUGUUACUAGCAAACUGUAUGUGCAUCUUUUAUAUUCUACCAAUAUUGUCUUGUCUA